UCCGUUCAUCCUCAACUACUCAUCCAUCUGAUCACGUAUAGCAAUGACGAUACUCUUCGCCAAGAGAGCUGAGGUUCCCCAGACAUGGAAGGUGGCGACGGUGGCCGCAAUCAAGGCCGCCGGGGACGGCGACCGCCACGGCGCCGACGCCUUUAUACAGACCUCCACCGGCCUGCGAAUUCCAGCUCAUUCCAACAUUCUGGCUUCGAUGUCACCAGUACUGGCAAGAGUAUUGAAUCUUCCGAAUAAAAGGUGGAAGUCGGAGAAGGUGAUUCGAAUUCUCGGAGUUCCUAACGAAGCUGUUCUUGCCUUUGUGCGUCUGCUUCAUGCGGGAUGCGAUGAAGAGGAUGAAGAAAUGAUGAGGAGGAACGGGAUGCACCUGCUGUACUAUCGCAGUCUUGCGAGGCCGUGUGCGACGCGGCUUGGCUGGCUUCGCUGCCUGAAGCUGGUGAAGAAGGACUUCGGCGCCGUACAGAAAAGCGACGCGUGCGAAUUUCUUCAUGAGUCUGAUCUUAGGGAAAAGCAAAGCAGAAGAAAUAUGGAAGAGCAGAAAACAUACCAGCAGCUAAGCGAGGCAAUGGAAUGCCUUGAGCACAUAUUCAAAGAAGGUUGCACAGACAUUAAGCCCGACCGCCGCCGGCGAAGCUCCUGCUCUUGCCCGCCCUUGGACGCCUGCCAACCCCUUCAGCUCCUCCUCCUACACUUCUCCAAAUGCGACGGAAACCGAGCCACCUGCUCUCGCUGCCGGCGAAUCUGGCAACUCCUUAAGCUUCAUUCUUCAAUCUGUAUGGCUCAGGAUUCAUCCAGCUGCAAGGUUCCACUCUGCAGGCAAUUCAAGUACAAAAUGCAGAAGAUGGAGGAGAAGUUAGAAGAGAGAAAGUGGAUGGUAUUGGGGAAGAAAGUAGCAUCAGUAGUAGCCUUUUCGAGUUUUGCAAAGAGGAAGAGGUAUGAAUCUGGGCGGGAUCUGGGCCCAGAAUGAAGCUCAUAAAGCAUUUCUUCUCGAGCUUGUAUGAGUUUUUGAAAUGUGUUCAGAAAAUCAGAAUAGUUUAUGUGAUGUGAGGGUAGAAUAUGUGAGGAGAGACGAGGAGUCCAAAGGAAAGAGGAAGAAAUAUGUCUUCUUCUUCUUUCUUUCUUUCUGUAAUAAAUGUGAUGUAUUAAUAUAUGUUUUAGAGCUUGUGUGAUA
Molecule: messenger RNA, 1183 nt
Organism: Dendrobium catenatum
Lineage: Eukaryota; Viridiplantae; Streptophyta; Magnoliopsida; Asparagales; Orchidaceae
Product: BTB/POZ and TAZ domain-containing protein 1
Exons: 7
Coding region: 44-979 (311 amino acids)
Cellular component (GO): nucleus
Source: RefSeq, a predicted model, not a curated record